AGAUGCUUGAGAAAGUGCAACGUAGUUUCACAAAAAUACCGAAACAAGUAAAAAACAUGUCUUAUGAAGAAAGACUUAAAGUGCUGAAGCUCACAACAUUAAAAGAUCGCCGAGAGCGCGGAGACCUGAUUGAAACGUUGAAGAUUCUGACGGGACACUACGAUAUAGACCAGUUUGAAGACCUGUACAAGCGCAAUAGUAACACCCGUCUGCGAGGCCACCAAUAUAAGUUAAUAUCUGAACUGUCUAAAAACAACCCCCGCAGACAUUUUCUCAGCAACAGAGUGGUCAAAGCAUGGAACAAACUACCAGAAGAUGUGGUCUCAGCACUGAAUGUCAAUCAGUUUAAGAACAGACUAGACAAAUACUUAACCAGCGCAAAGAAUACAUAUUAAGUGAAGAUCAGUCAGAUACAGGCAACUAUCAGUUGUUUCAACUGCCUGCCUGAUUAAUAAUUAAAUGCAUUAAAUGCAAAAUGAUCGGAUUUAGUUUGCGGCAAAGCACUGAUUCAAGCUUGGGAACUGUCAAAUUGAUUUUUGGUUGAUCAAAUUCGCACCCAAUAACCAAGUAGCCGCCAUAGAAGGUUAUGACAGUUUAACAGAUUAACCGACUCGUGAGCGAAUCACGGCGCGAAGCGAUCGCGAGUCUUGCAAGUUCGCGCUUCGCGUCUCCUUUGACGCGGGCCAAAUACCGACAAAAAACGGGAAAUACGGCGCGAAGGCGUGAAAAAUCUGCGAAAUCGAUGCGAGGGCCAUCCACACUCGCGUUCGCGGCUUCGCGCCUCGCUUCGCGCACGAGUGUGGAGGGCCCUUAAUAUCGGAAAACGACGUCCAGGAUAGAGCGAAGUGGAAGGAGAAAAGUAGGAAAGCGGACCCCGUCACAGUACGGGACAAACGCUAGGAGGAUGAUGAUGAUGAUUGAAAAACCGUUCUUAAAAAGUUGUCUGAAUGGAACGGAAUAGCUUGCUGUUGUGACUUGGCGUGAGGAUACGUACCGUAGUGAUUAUAUGCUCUUUGGUAAUUAUAUGCUCUUUGGAUACGUAGUAUCAAAGACGUAGUAUCUUCUUAGUAGUUUGUGGUGUGAGGCUACGGUGACAACCGAAGAGUAAAGUAUAUAGGAAGGAAGUGACAACUGACUUGGACUCUAUCUUUAGGAAUCAUAUGUUUUGUGGUAUUUUGAGUAAAUUCCUAGCUAAAAAUAAUCUUAAAUUGUAAUCGGAUACUCCACCGAACACUGUCUAUGACCGUAAUAAGAUUCAUAUACUAGCCGUGUCUUAUCCAACCUCGACAUUGGCAGAAUCAUCAACACCUUGAUGGAGCCAUAACACGAAAAAUUGAUUGAUUGAUCUGUGAACACAAGCAAUUUGGACAGCGGAGGAUAGUUAUUAGUAUGGAAGAUAGAGGCUACCUUCCAUAGUUAUUAGCUGUAUUGGCAAUGCACCGCGGAAUCCACGAAUAAUUAAUUAUUUUAGUUUUUUACAACAUUUCAUAUUAUUAUUGGUAUAAAUUAAUAUUUCCUUCCAUCAGAUAAAUGAAAGGGCUCAGGAUUCUAAUUGUUUGGACUUGCUCGGCGAAAUGAUUUGAUACAAGAGAAGAAACACAUCACGAGUGAAGAAGUCGCUAUGUAAUCAGUGAGUCAAAGCUACUUUUCAGAAAAGAAUAAUAGUAAACAUUGAAGAUGGGAGACUCAGAUAUUACUUAUGGGUCGACUAUGUCAGCGGAGUCUAUGAAGGUGAUUGCUGAAAGUGUAGGCAUUUCGACCCUCGGCGACGAUGCUGCUAAAGACCUCAGUGAUGAUGUAUCAUAUCGACUCAAAGUUAUCGUGCAAGAUUCUAUAAAGUUUAUGCAUCACUCCAAGAGACAAAAGCUAUCAAUCACUGAUAUUGAUCAUGCACUAAAGGCAAAAAAUUUUGAGCCUCAAUAUGGAUUUGUUCAGCCAGAUUCAUUACCCUUCAGAUUUGCAUCUGGGGGUGGAAGGGAAUUACAUUUUAUAGAAGAGAAAGAAAUUGAUUUAAAUGAAAUUUUGUCAGCACCUCCACCAAAGAUUCCAUUAGAUGUUUCUCUGCGAGCUCAUUGGUUGAGUGUGGACGGGGUGCAGCCAACUGUACCCGAGAACCCGCCCCCACUUUCCAAGGAAUCCCAAAAGCUGGAAUCAGUUGACCCCAUCAGCAAGCUCAGUAAACCUGCCAAUAAGGAUUCAGCAGGUAAACCAAUAUGCGGGAAGGCAGCACGGUUGAAGGCGUCCGAGUCGGUGCACGUGAAGCAGCUGGCCACGCAUGAGCUUAGCGUGGAGCAGCAGCUCUACUACAAGGAGAUAACCGAGGCCUGCGUCGGCAGCGACGAGGGGCGCCGCGCGGAAGCCUUGCAGUCUUUGGCGUGCGACCCGGGGCUGCACGAAAUGUUGCCGCGGAUGUGUACCUUCAUUUCUGAAGGUGUCAAAGUCAAUGUUGUGCAAAACAACUUAGCGUUGCUGAUCUAUUUGAUGCGAAUGGUCAAAGCGUUGUUGGAUAAUCAAUCACUUUAUCUGGAGAAAUAUCUGCAUGAACUGAUUCCGUCGGUGUCAACCUGCAUAGUUUCACGGCAACUUUGCCUGAGGCCUGAAAUGGAUAAUCAUUGGGCUUUGAGGGAUUUUGCUGCACGCCUUAUGUCUCAAAUUUGCAAGACUUUCAAUACCUCCACGAAUAAUUUACAAACAAGAGUGACGCGAUUAUUCGCAAAAGCUCUCCAAUGUCCUUCUCAAACGGACAAUGAACCUGGUGCUGGACCAUCAAUGGCUAACAUGAAAGAAUCAGAGAAGACUCCACUCGCUUCACUCUAUGGAGCAAUACAGGGGUUAGCAGAACUUGGUCCAGAAGUUGUGAAGGUGUUGAUAUUACCGCGCGUGCGGUGGCUGGGUGAGCGCGUGGAGGGCGCGCUGACGGGCACGGGCGGCGCCGACCGCCUGGCCGCCGGCAACCUCAAGCACCAGCUGCUCAAGGUGCUGGCGCCCGUGCUGCGCCAGCUGCGCCAGCCGCCCGACCAGCCUGACGACUACAAACGCGACUACGGGUACCUGGGCCCGAGCCUGCAGCAGAUGGUGAGCAAGCUGCGCGCGUCGCCGGCGGGCGGCGCGGCGGGCGGCGCCGUGGCCGUGGUCACGUGCACGCCGCCGCUGCUGCCGCCCGCGCCGCCCACACCGCAUCUGCCGCACUCGGGGCUCGCAUCAAAAACCGUUGAUAGCUUAGGCACCCGAAACGUGAUGAUGAGCGCCGGUUCCGGGCCGCAGUCGCCGUCGCCAGCCACGCCGCCGCCGCAGAAGUUCGUCAUUGUUUCGCAGCCGAAACCGCCACAGAGCCAGCCGCCGAGUAGUGCAGGGCACGUGGUUGUGCACAGCGCGCAGCCCCCGCGUACCCAAAACGUCCAGUCGGUGGUGGUGACGAGCGGGCCGGCGGGCGCCGCGCCGCCGCCGCAGAAGCUGGUGGUGGUGGGCCUGUCGCCCGCGCCCGCGCCCGCGCCUGUGUCCGCCGCGCCACCGCCCGCGCACUCGCCAGCGACUUCCUCAUCAAGCCAGGUUAGCCAGGCGCCGGUGUCGGUGGUGGCGAAGCCGGUGUUCGCGCGCGGCGGCAGCGCGCCGCAACCGCCGCCCGAGCUGGACGACCUGUCCCACCUCGCUUGACGGCCCCCACGUGCCAACACGCAACCCAAGAAGAAAUCCUCCUGACACGCCGCAUCCAAAUUUUCCUUUACCAGCGAGAAGAAAAAGGACGAAUAAAAUUUAAUCUGUUUUCUAAGAUAGACAUGAUUAUAGACUGCAAGCCAGGAACAGAUUUCUAGGACCAAUCGCCUUCCGGGCGAAAACUUGUAUAGUGGUUAACGGCUAUGUAUGAUGAACCCUCGUGAACGUCAGCUGCCGCUCCGUUGGUGAGCCGAGGAAUGGCAGCCACCGGAACAAGUAAAAAAAUAAAUAAAUGUAGUCAUCGCCUCCCCUUUGAUACUUCGUCAGAGGCUAUUAUUAAUAAAAAACAGCCGGUUGUAUCGCGGUGGUAAGAACGUCAGCUGGUAGCAUAAUAUGUAAAAAAUAAGCGCUUUACCUUUUAUGAUUGUAAUAACAAAAUCGUGAAACUUUGCAUGUAGCAUUCGAUCAGGCGUUUCAAGUAAGCGGGUUACGUAGUUUACACAUUACGCAUACUUUGCGGACAUAAAGUGGUAAGGCGCGUAUUUUUUAUAUGUUCAUGUGAAAAGCUAAUGGUCUACACGGUGAUACAACUGGCUGACUAUUUUUUUUAAAUUCAUGAAAACAUCUAAUCUAUCAUCGGACAAAGUAUCAGCCGGAAGACGAUGACUGACGAUAUAUGCUUCUGGCCCACGGUCUAUUAUAGCUUGCAUCAUUUGACGGGAGGUCUCUAGCUCUACAUUUAGAUAUUAAUUUUGACUCAGUUUAAUUUUAUGCAUAUGAGGUCGGCCUUGUAUUUUAAGUGUAUUAUUAUUAUUAUUGUAUGAUUAUUUUAACAUGUACUCUUAGGGUUUUUUAGUGUAGUUAUAUUUUUAUGACGCACGCCGAAAGACACACCAUGGACCCUGGCCCAAUUAGCUAAACUGACACAUGUAACCCGCGAUGACGAAAUAAAUGAAUCAAUUUAAUAGCUCAUCGGCUGACGAUCGUGUGAGCAAACGAUAUAAUUUUGUAGCACGACGAGAAAAAAUACAUUUAUCUCCUUAAUGUCCUAAUUGAAGCAAGUCAUCACGCAAGCUUACGAAAAAAAUUUCAUCACGCGAUGAAAUCACAUCGUAUGCUCGUAAUUUUUCGUGAGAGUCAGAAUGGCGGGUGUACCUAAAUAAACACAAAUGAAGAGCAUACCAUAUUUUUGUACCUAAUUUGUACUAUUUAGUACCUCCGUAAAAAAAAAUUGUACCUCACGGUACAUAAAGUUAUCAUCAAAAAACAGUACACCCGCCAUCCUGACAGUCAGAAUGGCGGGUGUACUUUAUUACGCUAUGUUCCCGUGGUUAUUGAUAAAUUCUAUAAAAGCCAAAUUUUUGUACCGCCAUUCUGACUCUCACAAUUUUUACCCUCCUGUAGGGCUAAUAUGGUCGGCUCUUUAUCAUGUGUCACCUUACCUGUCACGUUCUAACACUUGUAUUAGUUGUAUUGUAUUUUAACACGGGCGAUUUACCGCAAAUCGUUUGCGUGACGGGCGGACUUGCCAACCCAACUCCUCGAGGAAUCCUAUCAAACCUUUGAUGUUGAGUAGGACCUCAGGGAGGUCUCUCGGGGAUCCGAGAUGUUUUGCCCUGUAUGGGGCCACUCCGCUGCAUUCAAAUACCACAUGAGAGGCUGUUUCUUCUGUCUCCAUGCAUCCUCGGCAUAGGGCACUGUCUAUGACACCUGUUAUGAAAAUAUGUUUGUUAAAUAGUCCAUGACCUGUUAUGACACUGGUUACCAUUCUCAGUCGGACCUUCCCUAGUUGAAGGAGCGCCCUUGUGAGUUUUUCGUCGGUGCCAGGCAUGGCUUGUUUGGCCUGUCUGCAACCAGUCUAUGUGUAGUUUCCCUGUGCGUGCCAGCAGCAUUGAGCGUACCUUGCUAAACGGUAUCGGGAGAAUCGGUUCCGGGCCAAUCGCCCCCGCACUCGAUCCUUGCCUGGCGAGCUCGUCCGCAGCAUCGUUACCCCGGGAUCCACUGUGUCCCUUGAUCCAUUGUAAAGUGAUCUUAUUAUUAUUAUACCUCCGUUAGUCGUUCGUGGCAUUCGUGUAUAAGUAAGUUUGGAUGUGACUAUAUGUUCCUACUACCUUCCUUGCAGUGAUGGCAGCCGCCGCGUUUAUGAUGGCCAUGCCCUCAGCUUGGAAUACCGAGUUAUGGGCUCCUAGCGGUGUGGUGAUGGACAUGUUCAGGUCUUCUGAGAAGGUUCCAGAGCCCGACCCGCUGUCUGUUUUGGACCCAUCAGUGAAGAUUCUCAGCUCCCGGAUGUUGAGUCCUUCGUGGUUGUCGUCCUCAUAUAACUGUAUUUUGUACCUUUUGUCAAAGAUAGCUUGUUUGUGAAUCCGAUCCAUGCCCGACCUAAGCACUGGAAAUAUCUACCUCAUAUACCUUUUCCAGGCAUGUUGUGUGGAGAGCUCCUAUGCUGUUAGACCAUAUAUUAAGGGUUCGCAACCUUACCGCUGAGAGACUGGCCUCUUGCUGUAUGUGUAGGUGCAGCGGUGGAAGGUUUAACAUGACCUCCAUAGCUGCAGUCGGAGUGGACCUCGUGCAGCCAGUGGUGGCCGCGCAUGUGAGCCUUUGGAGUCUUUGUAGCUUGUCUCGUACGUUGCCGUUUGUUCUUGGUCACCAAACCAGGGCACCGUAACAGAGUAGGGGGCGGAUUAUCGUCUUAUAGAGCCAAAGGGCGAUUUUCGGGUUGAGUCCCCACCUCUUACCAAUCAUCCUUCUGCGCUGCCAGAAGACAACUCCCGCCUUGUCUACACGUUUGUUGAUGUGAUUGUUCCAAUUGAGUUUACUGUCGAGAGUUAGUCCUAAGUACUUAACUUCAUCGGUCAGCUGUAGCUCAGUUUGGAAAAGUGUUGGUCUUUUAUUGGUGAACAUUACCAUUUCUGUUUUGAUGGGGUUAGCUACCGCCGCUACGGCCUGCGGUUGACCUGCAUACCUUAUAGUCCUUUUGUUUAACAUGUUCAUGAUCGACUUUGUUAGUCCGGGUUCCGUGCCGUGGCUUUCCAAGGCAUUCUCUAUACUGGUAAAGUGGGUCUUGUCAAAAGCGCCCUCGAUGUCAAUGAAAGUGCCGAGGCACAGUUCUUUGUCGUGGUUGGCUCUCUCAAUGCGGCUUACAACCAUGUGUAGGGCUGACUCUGUGGAUUUACCUGAGCUGUACGCGUUCUGGUUGUUGUGUAUCGGUAUGUUCUUUAGCGUUCGAUCCCUCAGAUCCCUGUCGCACAGUUUUUCCAGAGUUUUCAGCAGGAAUGAUUUGAGACUGAUGGGCCUAAAGGAUUUAGCAGCCGUGUAGUCAUUGUUGCCUGGUUUUGGUAUGAAAAUCACGUUCACAUCUCUCCAUCUCAUGGGCACGUACCCCCAGGCUAGGCUACCAUGAUAUCGGUCAGGGUUUCCUGGAUGAGUCCUAGACCCCACUGUAAGAGAGCAGGGAAGAUCCCAUCCGGACCAGCCGCCUUGAAGGGAUGGAAGCUGUCUAUGGCCCACCUGAGUUUCUCAGCGGUGACGAUUCUAUGCGCCAUUUGCCUGUUGUUGUCUGUUGUGCUGUAUUCCUCGUCCUGAAGAUGUGUAUUUGCCAUCGAGCUUCCGCAGUGAGCCCAGUUGUGAUGUGGGCUUGUGCGCUAGAGUUUUCCUUACCCGGUUGGCCUGCUGCAGAAGUUCCUCCACGAUAAGGAUCUCCAGUACCGCAGUCUUUGUUUGUACCUGGCCUUGGCUUCAUAGUAGUUGUCCCAGUUCACCUCGGCUAUUGUGGUAAUGGCCCUGUUGAAAAGUCUCCUGGUUUUCCGCCGGAGUCUCUCCAGUUCUAGAUCCCACCACUGGUGACCCGUUAUGCCUGUUCUUGCCGGUGGGUUUAAGGGGCACGCCUUGUGGUAGCUGUCUACGAGGGCAUCAGUAAAGAUGUUUACCUGCUGUUCUAUCUGAGUCGGUUCCCGAAGGUCAUCCCUCGGAGGAAGCAGAUCGAGGCUUUCGCCUAGGAUCAUCCUAAAAGCGGCUCGAUCAGUUUUCCUGGGAUUCCUACGGACGAUUGGUAUUUUGCUAAGUAGAUUGAAGCGAAUCCAUCUAUGGUCUGAGCAGGAGGCCUCCUGAGAGACGUGCCAUCCCAUAACUAGUUCACUGAUCUCCGAAGCCAGAGUCAGGUCAAUAAUCGUCUUGCAUCGUUUGUUUGCAAAUGUUGGUUCAGCGCCUACAUUUAGAAUAUAUUAUUAUUAGGAGCCACUCGUCCCGGUUUUGAGCUACGACUGGCCAGUCUCUCAAAAAGGAGUCUAAGUUAUCCCGCCACCGCCGACGAGGUCUGCCAGAUCCCCGGUUUGACUCGUGGGGACCAGGCUCACUGAGCCGUACCUUUUUUCUCGUUUUCUCAUUGCUGAGGAUCGCGAAAACAUGUAAUCUGUUUCCAUUUUAUGCGGUCAUAAGCCGGGUGGACUGGUGCAGACUGCCGCAAGAACUCUUCAUAGCAUUAGACUAUCUCACACAUGCUCCAACUCGAGCACGUUUGCCAUUCAUUCGGUUCGGCCUAAAUUCAUGUGUUUCUCCGCAUCAGGCCACUACAUAAUAUACCCGAAGAAUCUACCAAUGGCAUUUUGUGAAGAGCUGAGUGGCUAUAUUGAGCUCUCUGAGAACAGAGGGGUUUGUUCUUUUAGCUGUCCAAGGUAUAAUCACCAGUCUUCGUUAACACCACAUCUCAAAAGCGCCAUCAACCUUUGCCACUUCACACUUUUUGAGGCCCGACGUUUCGCCACCAUACUGGAAUAUUAAAAAGACGUGAGCUCGUACCAAGCGCACUUUAGUUGCACUUCAAAUACCUCUGUUCUUCCAGAUCCUGUCGAGGUUAGCCGUAGCCAUGCCAACUCUGCGGCGUACCUCGGCGGUGUUAUCACCGGCACUGAUUAUCAACCCAAGAUAUACAAACUAGCUCACUUUUUUGUAAUCAAUCAGUGCAUUUGUAACUUGGGUCUUGGAAUGUAGUCCAUUGAAUGAGUCCCUCCAAGGGGGGUCUAGAGUGCGUGAGUUAGUAACGUAAGAUGUUUCUUCGGAAACAUGUCAAGAGUCCCUAGGUAAUAAACAUACUAAAACCCCUGGACACUAGGAGGAGCCCCGGAGUGGGGGAGGGGGGGAAAGGGUCCAUUUUUUCAUUUUUCGCUUAAAUCUCAAAAACGGUACAUGUUAGAGAAAAACUUUCAAGGAAAAGUUGAAAGGCCAUAAAAUUAUCUACAAGUUGUACCUCAAUCAUUUUUUUCUAUUCCCAGCCGUUUUCGAGCUACAUCCCAUGAAAGGUGAAAAAUUCGAAAACUUUAUUUUACCAACUUAGGGUUAUCGUAACUACCCUAAUAAAAUUCAAUUCCUCCUAAACGCCUCCAUGUUGGAAUCUGGUUUUUUUAUCAAUGAUAGACCUAAUUAUGAGCAAUCUAUCGGUACCGGUCACAAAUUGCACUUUUGAGCUUUUUGGAAGAAAAAAAAUAAAAAGGUCAAGUUGCGUAACUACCCUAAUAUAAUAUUUUGACAAUCGAUUCCUCCUAAAGGCUUCCAUGGAGGAAUGUGUUUUUUUUACCAAUGAUAGACCUAAUUAAGAGCAAUCUAGCAGUAUCGGUCACAAGUUGCACUUUUGAGAUUUUUGGAAGAAAAAAAAUAAAAAGUUCAAGUAUCGUAACUACCCUAAUAAAAUUCAAUUCCCCGUAAACGCCUCCGUGGUGGAAUCUGGUAUUUUUAUCAAUGAUAGAUCUAAUUAUGAGCAAUCUAUCUGUACCGGUCACAAGUUGCACUUUUGAGUUUUAUGGAAGAAAAAAAUAAAAAGAUCAAGUUCAGUAACUCAAACUACCCUAAUAUAAUAUUUUGACAAUCGAUUCCUCCUAAAGGCUUCCAUGGAGGAAUGUGUUUAUUUUACCAAUUAUAGACCUAAUUAAGAGCAAUCUAUCAGUACCGGUCACAAGUUGCACAUUUGAGUUUUUUGGAAGAAAGAAAUAUUUUUUGAUCUAUUGAUGUGAUAAACAUGGGUAUGUAGUAUGGGGAAAUUGUUUGAGCCAAAAUCAUUUUUUACUGCGUGUAACUCAGAAACGGCUGGGAAUAGAAAAAAAUGAUUUAGGUACAACUUGUAGAUAAUUUUAUGGCCUUUCAACUUUUCCUUGAAAGUUUUUCUCUAACAUGUACCGUUUUUGAGAUUUAAGCGAAAAAUGAAAAAAUGGACCCUUUCCCCCCCUCCCCCCACUCCGGGGCUCCUCCUAGUGUCCCGGGGUUUUAGUAUGUUUAUUACCUAGGGACUCUUGACAUGUUUCCGAAGAAACAUCUUACGUUACUAACUCACGCACUCUAGAACUUUUUAUUCAAUGGACUAAUGGUUGACCUACAGACUUCUCUAGAACUUUUAUCUUCAAUUUUCUUCAGAAGAGCCGCCACAUCGAUGUAUAUCUUUUUGUUAUUCCCGUCAGGCAGGCAACAAUAAUAGCACAGUUUGUUACAAGAACUUUUGUACCAAGUCAUAUUAUCAUUCUUGUUAGAUGGCCCAUUAUGGAAAGGGCUUAUAACUACUACAAAAAUGUUUGGUUAAUUGAAAGCCCCAGUGACCCAGGUAAUUGUAACCUUGUUGCUAUACGAGUGACAAGUAAAUGUUGCUUCACCCAUUUACUUGCACAUUUCCGUGGGGCAAGCUUUUGCGCGGUCCGCCAGAUUGACAGUGAAUCUACGGUGCUGUCACUCAGUCUCUCUUUCUAUGUCUCGACAAUUUUGGCACACGACUUUUUUGGGACACUCAGGGUCUCCGAGGUUUUCGAUAAUAGUCGCAACAUUAGUCAGUUAGUUUCCCUUUUCAGUUCUGAUGCGAUCCUAUAGUCCCAUGGUACAUGAGCCCUGUAUUUUCGUUGCCUAGUUAAAUCUUUUAAUGACGGAGCAUUCUGCCUUCGUAUGUGAGGCAAUGUGAAUUCACAUUCAAAUCGUACUUUAUAUAUCGCUCCCUCAUUUUUCUUGAUGCUUCAACAGAUUAAAGCACCGAUUAAAGUAACUGAGGAUUACUCAGUUACUUUAAUCGGUGUGUCAAAUCGUUUGAACACAAUGUCAAAUCGUUUGACAAGUGGCAUGAUCAACCAGUUGCAAGUGGCUGGUUAGCAGUGGAUAUAAAAGGGCCCGACCCGAUUCAUUUGGGUCAUUCUUCUUUGAGCUGCAGCACUGAGUUAAUCGUCGCCACAGGAAUAUUGAAAAUUAUGUACCUAAAUAUUAUGUUGAUAAUUAUUUUAAUUGUUUAUGUACUUAUUUGAUGAUUAAAUUGAUGGAUUGAUUAGUCAAUAAUUAAAUCAAUCAUAUCUUAGUGAAUUAUAAAGUAUUAGUGAUUGUAUUUAUUAGGUGUUUAUCAUAAGGUGAAUAAAUAGGAAUUUUCAAUUGUA
Molecule: messenger RNA, 11045 nt
Organism: Cydia pomonella (codling moth)
Lineage: Eukaryota; Metazoa; Arthropoda; Insecta; Lepidoptera; Tortricidae
Gene: Taf6
Product: transcription initiation factor TFIID subunit 6
Exons: 13
Coding region: 1678-3654 (658 amino acids)
Biological process (GO): transcription initiation at RNA polymerase II promoter; RNA polymerase II preinitiation complex assembly
Cellular component (GO): SLIK (SAGA-like) complex; SAGA complex; transcription factor TFIID complex
Molecular function (GO): RNA polymerase II general transcription initiation factor activity; transcription coactivator activity; protein heterodimerization activity
Source: RefSeq, a predicted model, not a curated record